Messenger RNA from Microthlaspi erraticum, 1275 nucleotides. Lineage: Eukaryota; Viridiplantae; Streptophyta; Magnoliopsida; Brassicales; Brassicaceae. The record is from the annotation of a GenBank genome assembly.
AUGGGCCUUUGUUUUUCAUAUCCUUCCUCUGCUUCCAAAACAGGUCUACACAGUCACGCCUCGACGAACCACCACAGUAAUGGAAUAGAUUACUCGUCGUCAACGGCAGCUACCACCGGCAGCAGCGUCGAAAGACGGAGCCAAUUCUCUGAGGUGGCGAGCGAGACUUCCGGUGGGACUUUGAGCAACUCCGGUCUGUUAUUGGAAUCGCCAAAUCUCAAAGUGUACAGCUUUCUGGAUCUAAAGACGGCAACCAAGAACUUCAAACCGGAUUCGAUGCUGGGUCAAGGAGGUUUCGGGAAAGUUUACAGAGGUUGGAUCGAUGCCAAGACUCUUGCUCCGUCUAAAGCCGGUUCCGGUAUUACCGUUGCCGUCAAAAGAUUGAAUUCCGAGAGUGUUCAAGGAUUGGCGGAGUGGCGAUCAGAAGUGAACUUCUUGGGGAUGCUUUCACACCCAAAUCUGGUGAAGUUAUUGGGAUACUGUCGUGAAGACAAAGAGCUCCUGCUUGUCUACGAGUUUAUGCCCAAAGGGAGCCUUGAGAAUCAUCUUUUUCGACGAAACGAGCCUUUUCCUUGGGACCUAAGAGUGAAGAUUGUGAUCGGAGCAGCACAAGGCCUUGCGUUUCUACAUAGCUCACAAAGAGAAGUCAUCUAUAGAGACUUCAAAGCCUCCAAUAUCCUCCUCGACUCGAAUUACGAUGCAAAGCUAUCGGAUUUCGGAUUAGCAAAGCUAGGACCAUCAAACGAGAAGUCUCACGUUACGACUAGGAUCAUGGGCACACAUGGUUACGCUGCUCCUGAAUAUAUGGCAACAGGACAUUUAUACGUCAAGAGUGACGUAUACGCAUUCGGUGUGGUACUACUAGAAGUAAUGACCGGGCUAAGAGCGCACGACACGAAACGGCCUUACGGACAAGAGAAUUUAGUCGACUGGUUAAGACCAGAUCUCUCAAGCAAACACAAAGUGAAACGACUAAUGGACAAAGGAAUCGAAGGUCAAUACACAACCAAAGUGGCGACCGAAAUGGCACGCAUCACUCUUUCUUGUGUCGAGCCAGACCCGAAAAAUCGACCGCACAUGAAGGACGUACUCGGCGUUCUCGAACAUAUCCAACGGAUCAACGUUCCGAGCCGUUUUUCCUCUAGGCCGGCCGUUGCUAGCUCUUCUCAUGCGUCGCCACGUCAUCGGUAUGGAUAUAGAGCUGGUGCUGCCGGCGCUGAACGGAGGAGGCCUUCGCCUGGACGGUUUGGAGCAGAUAAAGAUAUGGAUGGUUAA